Misgurnus anguillicaudatus (oriental weatherfish) is the source of this 2676-nucleotide messenger RNA. The record is from RefSeq and is a predicted model, not a curated record. NCBI's taxonomy places the organism in Eukaryota, Metazoa, Chordata, Actinopteri, Cypriniformes, Cobitidae.
GUGAAGAAGCGUCAGCAGGCCAUCGUGGGCUUUCUGGAAUCCAACCGGAUCAAUUUCGAAGAGGUCGAUAUCACCAUGCUUGAGGAUCGGAGGCUGUGGAUGUACCAGAACAUUCCUGAAGAGAAGCGACCUGAAAAGGGCAAUCCUCUGCCACCUCAGAUAUUUAACGGAGACGACUACUGUGGUGACUAUGAAGAUUUCUUCCAGUCUAAAGAAACCAACACAGUGCUCUCAUUUCUUCGACUGAACACACCACCAUCUGACUAUGAAUCCUAGAUUGGGUAAAUUAUAUUUUACCUAUUGAAAUACUGUGGUAUCGCCUCGUCUCCUGUGAUCUGCUCUUCCUCUGGUCUGGAGCCCUCACUGCCUGAAAUGCUUUUGCCAAACACAUGCUGCCCCCCCGGCCCAGCUAUUCCUAAGAAACGUUUACUCUUACAAACACACGCACACAUAUGCAGGGUUACAAAUGUUUCCUAGUGAAUUAUUUAUGUGUUUCUGUUUUAUUUCUCAUAAUUGUGUUGCAUGAAAGUCCUGAUGCACAAUUCAUAACACGAUACAAUGAUGAACGUGAACUUAUACUGUAUGUUUCUGUGUCUGUGUGCAUGAGCAUUCAUAGUCAUUUCAUAAAGAGCAUUUGUAGAUGAUGCUUGGAAAGGAUCUACACUGCAAAAAUUACUUUCUUACUUAGUAUUUUUGCCUUGUUUUCAGUAAAAAUAUCUAGAAAUUCUUAAAUUAAGAUGUAUUUUCUUGAUGAGCAAAAUGACCUAGAAUAGUUCUAGUUUUUAGACAAAAAAUAUCAACUUUAAGCAAAAAAAUCUGCCAAUGGAAUAAGAAAAAUUUUCUUGAAUUAAGUGUUUAUGAAAAAAGUAAACUUAUUUCAAGAAAAUGUGUAUUAUUCCAUUGGGAGAUUUUUUUUGUUUGUUUUAAGCACUAAUUUACUUAAAGUUUAUAUUUUUGUCUAAAAACUAGACUUAUUUUUCUAGGUCAUUUUGCUCAUCAAGAAAAUACAUCUUAAUUUAAGAAUUUUUAGAUAUUUUUACUGAAAACAAGACAAAAAUACAAAUUUACAAAUUUAAGGGAUUUUGUGCAUAAAACAAGCAAAAAAAUGUGAAAAUUUUUCUUAAACACUAAAUUCAAGAAAAAUUCAAGAAAAAUUUGCUUACCCCAUUGGCAGAUUUUUUUGCUUGUUUUAUGCACAAAUCACUUAAAUUUGAUAUUUUUGAUCUAAAAACUAGACUUAUUUUCUUAGGUCAUUUUGCUCAUCAAGAAAAAGCAUCUUAAUUUAAGAAUUUUUAGAUAUUUUUACUGAAAACAAGACAAAAAUACUAAGUAAGAAAGGCAUUUUUUGCAGUGUAAGUGUGAUAUUGAUGGACUUAUAUCCUAUAUGUAGCUGAUAUUAAGACAUGCACUGUUGUAACUUGCACAGAAAGAAUCAGAACACGGCAAAAAAAUGAUUUUCAAGAAAAAAAUUCUUAGUAUUUUUGUCUUGUUUUCAGUACAAGUAUCUAAAAAUUCUUAAAUUAAGAUGCUAUUUCUUGAUAAGCAAAACGACCCAAGAAAAUAAGUCUAGUUCUAGAUCAAAAAAUCAAAUUUAAGUGAUUUUGUGCAUAAAACAAGCAAAAAAAAUUGAAAAUUUUUCUUAAACACUAAAUUCAAGAAAAAUUCAAGAAAAAUUUGCUUACCCCAUUGGCAGAUUUUUUUGCUUGUUUUAUGCACAAAUCACUUAAAUUUGAUAUUUUUGAUCUAAAAACUAGACUUAUUUUCUUAGGUCAUUGUGCUCAUCAAGAAAAAGCAUCUUAAUUUAAGAAUUUUUAGAUAAACAUUUUCUGAAAACAAGACAAAAAUACUAAGAUUUUUUUUCUUGAAAAUCAUUUUUUGCAGUGUAGGCUAUGCAAAGUUGUAUGUAUGUGUGUAUCACAAGCUGUGUUGUUGUUGUUGUUGUGUGUGUGUGGGUUGUUGUGAAAGUGACGUUCUUGUCAAGGAGCUCAAAUAGAUAAGGAAAUCUAGGGAAAGUUUAGCGUUGUCCAUUCAUCAAACUUUGACAUUAGCUAAAAAUGAAGGAGUUCAGAUGGGAAGCCAAAACUCGGGCUCAAAACAGGAAAUAGCAUCCUUAAUAUCUCAGCAUAACUGAUCCAAGCUCAGUGUUUUCUCUGCCUAACUUGACUUUCAGUGCUUUAAUUCAAGAAUAGUAACCCUGUUAUGCUUUAUGAUUUCGGCUUUUAUUUCUGAAACGGUUGCCAGCCUUUAUUCCUUUUCUAAAACAAAAAUACAAAGAACUCAUAUUUUGUAAGAGGAAUAUCUAAAUCUCUGUUUGUCAAUGUGUUUGAUUUCUUCUCAGGGUUAUGAUAGCAUUCAGCAUGUAGCACCAAGCACACCAAUGCCUCAACUUCAUAUAUACAGUAGCAACAUUAAAGUCACACAACUGUAGAAAAUAAGUUUACACAAAAAGUUAGUUUUUUAUGUUUACACAUAAACAUUUUUUUCAUGUCUUUCUACCAUUUAUUAUAAUAAUCCCUCUCACACAUUCAUUAAAUGAUUUUACAUGAAUGAGCACUGUGUUUAUGUUCACAAGCACAUACAUUCCUUUUUAACCAGCGUAUAUUGAUGUACAUAUGAAGUUGUUCAAUUUCACAAUGUAAAUGUAUAAAUAAAACAAAUCUAAUUUGUGAUAAAGUA